AUGUCGAGCUCCUUUGAGAAAUCCGUCAAGGGGGCCACCAAGAUCAAGGCCGCGCCGCCCAAGACCAAAUACAUUGAGCACAUUCUCGUGGCGACGCACGCGGGUGAAGCUGGCGUUGGAGAGGUUUUUCGCGCCUUGCAGUUCCGUCUGAGAGACUCGACAUGGACUGUUGUUUUCAAGAGCUUAAUUACCGUCCACUUGAUGAUCCGCGAAGGUUCACCCGAUGUUACACUUGCGUUUCUAUCGAGGCAUCCAAACACGCUAGCUAUCAGCAGCUUCACCGAUGCCCAAACCCAGGGUCGGAACAUCCGGCAUUACGCCAACUACCUCACAUCUAGAGCCAAGGCCUAUCGUGAAACGAAAUGCGACUGGGUUCGAACGAAGGAAUCUAGACUGGAGAAGCUGACGGUAGAGAAGGGCCUUCUGAGGGAGACUGAGAUUCUUCAGACCCAAAUUUCAGCCUUGCUGAAAUGCGAUGUUCUUGAGGGCGAGAUCGAAAACGAAAUUACGGUGACCGUCUUUAGAUUGUUGGUUCUCGACUUACUAGCUCUGUUCCAAGCUCUAAACCAGGGGAUGAUCAACAUCCUGGGCAAUUUUUUCGAAAUGUCCAAGGUCGACGCCGAGCGAGCCAUGUCAAUUUAUCGCAAUUUCACAAAGCAAACUGAUUUUGUGGUGCAAUUCCUGAGCGUCGCACGACAGUUUGAGCAUCAGACUCGAGUUGAGGUCCCCAAAUUGAAGCACGCGCCAGUUAACUUGGGCCGACAACUUGAGGAAUACCUCCACGACCCCGAUUUUGAAGUCAACAGAAGGCAAUAUAUUGCGGAGCAGCAGGCGAAGAAGAAUGGAGGAGGAUCUUCAAAAGUAUCAGCCAGCGCUUUCGACUCAAAGCCGACUCCAGCGGCGAACAACCCCUUCCCAAGCACCAACGGCUUGUCGCAAGCAAAGCCCGAGCCUGCCAAGGGCCCUGCUCCGGAUUUGAUCGAUUUCUUCGAGUCUAUCGAACAGAACCAAACAACAAUGGCACCCAAUCAGCAGCAGCAUCAGCAGCAACAGCAGAUGCCCAUGCAGACCGGCUUCGUAUCAAACAGCCCGUUCCAGCCGCAACCUACAGGGUUCCAACAAAACGGCUUCGAAGCACAACAGACCGGAUUCGCUGCUCAGCCCACUGGAUUCGGAACGAACCCCUACCAGCAGCAGCAGCCGCAGCCUCAGCAACAUAGCACCAAUCCAUUUGGUCAGGUACAGCAGCAGCCGCAACAGCAGCAACAACAAGCACCACAGAUGCUCCAGCCCAACUUUACUGGGGCUGGCUUUGGCGGGUUCACCCCGCAACCAAGCUUUCAGCCCGGCGCAUUGGGCUCAAUACCACAGGACUCGGUGGCGAGCUUUCCAACGGGCAACACGGCAGGCAUGCUCAGUCCCCAGGCUGGACAGCAAACAACCAAUCCUUUCCGGGCUUCAAUGCUGAUGGCUCAGCAAACCGGCAUGUCUACUAAUACCGCCUUUACUCCUGCCAGCCCUCAACCGAACCUGCAGAGGCAGUCAACAAACCCCUUCGCAAGAUCGUCGCCUCAGGCGCAGCAACCCUUCCCAUCGGCACCGAGCAACUCUCCAUUCCAAUCUCAACAAGCCCAGCAACUUCCGACCAUUGCUCCGCUGCAACCGAUGAUGACAGGAACCAACCCUUUUGCGAAAAAUCUGAAUGGCUCUCAAUUACAGCAACAGAGACCUGCUACUAGCUCUGGUGCCCUUGCCCCGCAACCAACUGGAACCACCAACCCUUUCCGCCAAGGCGCCUUCGUGAACCACCAAACGGGCAUGGGCUGGCAGCAUAAUCAGCAAUCCAUGGGUGGUGGCUUGGAUAAUCUUGAGACGAUGCCUGUCUUCCCCCGUCCUAUCCAGCAAACACCAUGGCAGACAUAA
Messenger RNA from Colletotrichum truncatum, 1923 nucleotides. RefSeq names its product ANTH domain-containing protein. Lineage: Eukaryota; Fungi; Ascomycota; Sordariomycetes; Glomerellales; Glomerellaceae. Gene Ontology annotation, molecular function: SNARE binding; clathrin heavy chain binding; 1-phosphatidylinositol binding. Gene Ontology annotation, cellular component: clathrin-coated vesicle; clathrin-coated pit. The record is from RefSeq and is a predicted model, not a curated record. Gene Ontology annotation, biological process: clathrin coat assembly; vesicle budding from membrane; clathrin-dependent endocytosis.